AGGUAUAACAAUAAAGCGCGAGGACAAAAGGCGGUUUCACUUUGUUCACCAGCCGAGAAAUUGCCGUGAACCGCCGCUUCGUUCAGGCCGCUGUUGCUUCGCCGACGGCCAUUUGAUGGAGUGGUGAUAUCAAUGGGGAUCAACAGAGAGAGUAAAAGCUCCGCUUCUGCAACAUCGCCGUGCGCUGAUCUCAGGGCUGCGUACCACAAUUGUUUCAAUCGAUGGUACUCGGAGAAGUUUGUGAGAGGCCAAUGGGAUGAAGAACCAUGCGUCUCCGAGUGGCAGAAGUACAGAGCUUGCCUGUCUGAGCAUUUGGAAGACAAGAAGUUGAAGCGUUUCUUGGAAGAUGAAUCGCUUGUUCAUUCCUCCGUGAAAGCUGAUGCGAGUUGAGAUAGAUAGUCUUCCUUGUUGAUGAACUGCCAUCCCUGUUCAAGCAAAUUGAAGAUUAUUGGCUGUAGAUAUGUGGUGUACGAUGCCUCUUUUGACGAGACUCCUAUUGGAUAAUUUGAAAACAACAUCAGAAUGUGCCAUAGAUAGUGGAGCAUUAUUCUCUUAGUGAGCUGCCUUCAUUUCCACUGUUUCAGAGUCAAAAUGCGAAGUGAACUUGAGGAUUAUUGGUGGUGCAAUCGUAUCCAAGGUGCACUGUUUCUGUUGUCUGAUUUGAAAACCAUCCAUGUUUUGAUUGCGUUAUUGUGAAACUUUUCUUGUCAAUUAAAUGCAAAAUCUUUCCUUUUCUAUAGUA
Molecule: messenger RNA, 742 nt
Organism: Momordica charantia (bitter melon)
Lineage: Eukaryota; Viridiplantae; Streptophyta; Magnoliopsida; Cucurbitales; Cucurbitaceae
Product: protein phosphatase
Biological process (GO): phospholipid translocation
Cellular component (GO): mitochondrial intermembrane space; cytosol; nucleus
Molecular function (GO): phosphatidic acid transfer activity
Source: RefSeq, a predicted model, not a curated record